This is a messenger RNA of Leucoraja erinaceus (little skate), 9371 nucleotides long. RefSeq names its product receptor-type tyrosine-protein phosphatase mu-like. The record is from RefSeq and is a predicted model, not a curated record. Gene Ontology annotation, biological process: protein dephosphorylation. The transcript is spliced from 34 exons. Gene Ontology annotation, molecular function: protein tyrosine phosphatase activity; protein binding. The coding region runs from base 204 to 4706 and encodes 1500 amino acids. Gene Ontology annotation, cellular component: membrane. Lineage: Eukaryota; Metazoa; Chordata; Chondrichthyes; Rajiformes; Rajidae.
GAAAGUCGGCGCGUCCGAAGCGGGGAGGCCGGCUGCUGGUCUGGGACUACCCCCCACCCCUACCCCGGCUCAGUGUCCCCCCCUACCCCCUGCCCCGGGCUCCCUGGCGGUGGGCGCCCCUUGAGUUGUGUGGAAGCCCCCACCUCCUACAGCACCGGGCGGGGGCUGCUCGUUCUCCCGGGGAGCGGCCGGCGCCGGGAGGGAUGGAGCGCUUUCUAACUUGCCUCUUGCUGGGGAUGAAUAUUUUGCAAAGAGUUGGAGGACAGACGAUUGCAGGAAGCUGCUCCUUUGAUGAUCCGAUCACCGUUUGUGGAUACAGCCAACGGCUUGAAGACAGUGACCUUGACUGGGAUCAACUAAACACAAUUGUGAAACCGUUUCCAGAUCCAUGGAUACCAACAGGCUCCUUUGUGAUGGUGAACACCUCUGGGCGCCAGGCAGGACAAAAAGCACAUCUCUUGCUGUCAAAACUGAAGGAGAAUGACACGCACUGCAUUGAUUUCCAUUACUUCUUAUCUGGCAAGGACGGGGCCAACCCAGGGUUGCUAAAUGUUUACGUGAAGGUCAAUGACGGACCCCUCGGGAACCCCAUCUGGAAUGUGUCUGGAAUACCUACGAGAAGCUGGAAUCGUGCGGAGUUGGCAAUAAGCACCUUCUGGCCAAAUUUCUACCAGGUUGUAUUUGAAGCAGUCACAUCAGGUCAGCCUGGGUAUAUUGCCAUCGAUGAAGUGAAAAUCCAAGGACACCCAUGCACAAAACCUCCCCAUUUCCUUCGCCUGCAGAACGUGGAAGUUAACGCGGGUCAGAACGCCACUUUCAAUUGCAUGGCCAACGGGCAAACUACCUUCACUGACAAACUUUGGCUUCAGCGGCGCAAUGGAAAUGACACGCACAUGAAAGAAACCAAGGUGUUGAACCACCGCCGAUUUAUAGCUACCUUCAUGGUGCCCAACACCAAGCAGAGAGACACAGACCACUAUCGCUGUGUGAUUGAGUCGGAGAGAGGCGCAGGGGUGUCCAAUUAUGCAGAGUUAAUUGUGAAAGAUCCUCCGACUCCAAUUGCCCCACCUCAGCUGAACUCUGUUGGAGCUACCUACCUGUGGGUUCUGCUGAACGCAAACUCCAUCAGCGGCGACGGGCCGAUCAUCCAACGAGACAUAGAUUACCGGAGUACCUCCGGGAGCUGGGCAGACAUACAGCCGGUAGACAGCCACCGGUACAAGAUUGGCCAUCUGGAUCCUGACACAGAGUAUGAAAUCCGAGUCCUGCUCACGCGUCCCGGGGAAGGUGGAAGGGGAGCUCCUGGACCUGCCCUCAAAAUGAAAACAAAGUGCGGAGAUCCCAUGCAUGGGCCAAAGAACGUGGAAGUUAUGGAGAUUAAGGCGAGACAAAUCACAAUCCGCUGGGAGCCUUUCGGUUAUAAUGUGACUCGCUGCCACAACUUCAACCUCACCGUCCACUAUCGCUACGUAGUGGGAGACCAAGAACACGUGGGCGAAGAGGUCUGCCAGGACACCGAUCAUUCUCCGCCACAGUACACCCUGCGGGGCCUUUCACCUUACACCAACGUCAGUGUCAAACUGGUCCUGAUGAACUCGGAGGGGAGGAAAGAAAGUGAGGAGCGUGCGAUUCAGACAGAUGAAGAUGUGCCUGGUACAAUCCCCAAAGAAUCAGUGCAAGGAAGCACCUUUGAGGAGAAGAUAUAUCUACUCUGGAAAGAGCCGAUUGAAACAUUCGGUAUCAUCACACUCUAUGAGGUCUCCUAUAAAGCCAUCAGUUCCUUUGAGCCUGAGAUCGACUUAUCGAAUCAGAGUGGUCGAGAGUUCAAGUUGGGAAAUGAGACCCACCACUUGUUUGUUGGCUUGCACCCAGGAACAACCUAUUCAUUUACCCUGCGGGCCAGCACAGUCAAAGGCUGUGGGCUCCCCAUCACCAAGACCUUCACAACAAAGAUAUCAGCACCAUCCAUGCCGGCAUAUGAUUAUGAUACGCCAUUGAACCAGACCGACAGCACAGUGACUGUUCUACUCAAGCCUGCCCAGAGUAGAGGCGCACCUGUCAGUGCCUAUCAAGUCAUUGUGGAAGAAGAGCGCCCAUAUCGGACGAAGAAAGCCACAGACCUUCUCGACUGCUACUUUGUUCCCAUCGCCUACCAGAACAUCUCUGUUUCAGACUCUCCGUAUUACUUUGCAGCAGAAUUUCCACCUACAGCCCUCAAGGUCGCCCAGCCAUUUGCCAUUGGAGAUAACAAGACGUACGGAGGCUACUGUAAUCCGCCACUUCUCCCCCAUAAGAGUUACAGCAUUUAUUUUCAAGCAGUGAGCAAAGCUAAUGGGGAAACCAAAAUUGACUGCGUCCGGGUGGCGACAAAAGCUGCGAUAAUUGUGACUCAGCUUACAACACCAUACAUUCGCAUCGCCCCUGCUGCAGGCGACAACCAACUAACAGGAAGUGCGACUCGUAAACCGAGCGCAGAAGAGCCAGAGAAGCAGACGGACCACACGGUGAAAAUCGCCGGAGUCAUUGCCGGAAUUCUUCUGUUUGUCAUCAUUUUCCUCGGCAUUGUGUUGAUCAUGAAGAAGAGAAGAAGCUCUCAGUCCUACACUUAUUACCUAAAACUAGCAAAGAAGCGGAAGGAUACACUGAGCAGUACGCGGCAAGAGAUGACGGUGAUGGUAAACUCAAUGGACAAGAGUUUUACUGAGCAAGGGACUAACUGUGACGAGGCAUUUUCCUUCAUGGAUACACACAAUCCAAAUGGAAAAGCCAAUUCCUCACCAUCCUCAUUUACUGUGAAGACUAAUAUAUUGAAGAGUCCAGGAAUACAGAAUUCCUACUAUCCAGCAGAUCCUUUCGUGCCAACAGCAAUAUUAGAUGAGAAUCACACAGUCAACAAUGAGGCCGGCAACUUGACACCGUCCCACCCCUACAAGAAACGAGAGCCCGUGGAUGUGCCGUAUCAGACCGGGCAGCUCCACCCGGCCAUUCGAGUUGCAGACCUGCUGCAACACAUCACACAGAUGAAGUGUGCCGAAGGCUACGGGUUCAAGGAGGAGUAUGAGAGCUUUUACGAAGGACAAUCUGCCCCGUGGGAUUCAGCCAAGAAAGAUGAAAACAGGAUGAAGAACAGAUAUGGGAAUAUCAUUGCUUAUGAUCAUUCCCGGGUCCGACUGCAGGCUUUGGAGGGUGAUUCAAAUUCUGAUUACAUUAAUGCAAACUUCGUGGAGGGCUAUCACAGACCGAACCACUAUAUCGCCACCCAAGGACCAAUGCAGGAAACAGUGUACGAUUUCUGGAGGAUGAUUUGGCAAGAGAACUCUGCUACCAUUGUCAUGGUGACAAACUUGGUGGAAGUUGGAAGGGUGAAGUGCUGCAGGUAUUGGCCCGAUGAUACAGAAAUCUACAGAGAUAUCAAAGUAACUCUCAUUGAGACAGAACUGCUGGCGGAGUAUGUCAUCAGGACAUUUGCAGUAGAGAAGAGAGGUGCUCAUGAGAUACGAGAGAUCAGGCAGCUCCACUUCACUGGCUGGCCUGACCAUGGUGUUCCAUACCAUACCACUGGGCUCCUGGGCUUUGUCCGACGUGUAAAGACAAAGAAUCCAGCAGGUGCUGGGCCUAUCGUGGUGCAUUGCAGCGCUGGGGCAGGAAGGACUGGGUGCUUCAUGGUCAUUGAUAUCAUGUUGGACAUGGCGGAGAGGGAAGGGGUUGUCGAUAUCUACAACUGUGUCAGAGAACUGCGAUCUCGCAGGGUCAACAUGGUCCAAACAGAGGAACAGUACGUAUUCAUCCAUGAGACCAUUCUAGAAGCUUGUCUGUGUGGAGACACAGCAAUUCCAGCCUCUCAGCUCAGAUCUGCAUAUUAUGAGAUGAAUAAAUUGGAGCCACAAACUAAUUCUUCGCAGAUAAAGGAGGAGUAUAGGACUCUUAAUAUGGUGACCCCAACUCUUCGAGUCGAGGACAGUAGUAUAGCCCUGCUGCCCCGGAACCAUGAGAAGAAUCGGUGCAUGGAUGUCCUUCCACCAGACAGGUGUCUUCCAUUCCUGAUCACUAUAGAUGGCGAGAGCAGCAACUACAUCAAUGCUGCUCUAAUGGAUAGUUAUAAGCAGCCUUCAGCCUUCAUUGUUACCCAACAUCCAUUACCAAAUACUGUAAAGGAUUUCUGGAGACUGGUGUUGGACUAUCAUUGUACAUCAAUCGUCAUGCUGAAUGAUGUGGAUCCAGCACAGCUAUGCCCUCAGUACUGGCCAGAAAAUGGCGUGCAUCGGCACGGCCCCCUACAGGUGGAGUUUGUGUCUGCAGACCUCGAGGAGGAUAUCAUCAGCAGAAUAUUCCGAAUUUACAAUGCAUCCAGGCCUCAAGACGGCUACAGGAUGGUGCAGCAGUUCCAGUUUCUGGGAUGGCCCAUGUAUCGGGACAAUCCCGUCUCCAAGCGAUCCUUCCUCAAGCUCAUCAGACAGGUGGAAAAAUGGCAGGAGGAGUAUGAUGGUGGGGAAGGCCGCACAGUUGUGCACUGUCUGAACGGCGGAGGGCGCAGCGGAGCGUUUUGUGCGAUCAGCAUUGUGUGUGAAAUGCUGAGGCAACAGAGGGCAGUGGAUGUGUUCCAUGCUGUGAAGACACUGCGAAACAACAAGCCUAACAUGGUCGACUUGCUGGAUCAGUACAAGUUCUGCUAUGAGGUAGCGAUUGAAUGCUUGAAUUCUGGUUGAUGGAGGUCUGGCAGAUACCACGGCAGCCGACAUGGCCCAUCCCGUCCACUUUGAGAAAGCAACCCCUUGAUUCCUGGUAAAUUGUGAGAGAGCUUCACAUCGUCAGACUUCAGUUCUACAAGCCAAUGCUUCUCCUUAGUUUUUAUUCCACUCGCUGGGUCCCCUGUGGGAGCUCAGAGAGAGAGAGAGAGAGAGACUGUACAAAUCUGCUUGCACUGCCAAACUUUUACUUUAAUCCACCAGCUCUCUAUACUGUAGCUGUUUAAUAUUUAAAAUAAAAUUAAUAUUCAUAUAAAUGUACACACAUUAUUCAAAAUAUUGUUAGUUAGCUGUUGUUACUAAAAGAGCACAAUAAUUUUUAUUUUAAAUGCAAAGUAUUUUACUGACAGUCUAGAGGAGUUGACUAAUGCCCAGAGCAAACGUUAAUCCAUUAAACUCAAGCCUAAAUACUUCACUAAGUCUAUUCCAGCCAUAAUCCUCCUGACAGACUGAGACGAUAUCCUCCAUGACUCUCAAUCUCUGACCAGGAACCCUUUCAUUUUUAUCCCCAUGUAAAAAGCUUAAUUUACACUCAGGUCACUUGUGACCAUUUCAUUCUUUAUAUGAACAAUACCAAUUGAGAAGAGAUUGAGUCUUUAUGGCUUGGUUCUUAUACAAUCACCAUUUCUAGCUGUUUUAUUGUAAUCUUCCUUCAUAAUUUUACGUUUAAUUCUGUUUUCCUUUCACUCUCCAACCACAGAGUUCCGUGAUUAUUCUUUGGUAAGCAGUUCAAAAUCUUUCCUUACAUUAACAUAGAAACAUAAAAAAUAGGUGCAAGAGUAGGCCAUUCGGCCCUUCGAGCCUGCACCGCCAUUCAAUAUGAUCAUGGCUGAUCAUCCAACAGUAUCCCAUACUUGACUUCUCUCCAUACCCCCUGAUCCCUUUAGCCACAAGGGCCACAUCUAACUCCCUCUUAAAUAUAGCCAAUGAACUGGCCUCAACUACCUUCUGUGGCAGAGAAUUUCACAGAUUCACCACUCUCUGUGUAAAGAUUCUGUAUCACUGCGCGUUACGCCAAUUUCACUCAUCGAGUCAGAGAGUCAGAGAGCUGUACAGCAUGGAAACAGGUCCUUCAGCCCAACAUGUCCUUACUGUGUAAGUCCUGCCCUGGUUUUACACACCAAAGUGCAACACCUCACACUUGUCAGAAUUAAAUUCCAUUUGCUGUUCCUUGAUCCACCUUCCCAAUUGAAGUAGAUCUUAAGUAAACUUAGAUAUUUUCCUCACUUUCUACCAUGUCUUUUCAUGCCUUCAGCAAAUUUACAAACAAUGUUACGUUCAUUGAUUCCUUCUAGUUCAAUGCACCCAUUCAAUUAGGCCUUGCCCUAUCUGCAUUUUCUCUCUGGAUACUGUGUAUCCUUACUUAACUUUAUCCAAAAGAAAUGUAAAACAAUUGGAAUUGGCCCAGCAUCGAUAACCUAUUGGGAACGUAAGUUUCAGAUUUCUACCCAUCUUGGAAUUCCAAAAUCGUGGGGUGAUGCAGCAAGUGGGAGGGGAGGGAGUGAGUUAGAUCCAAAUCUAAUGGACAGGCUGGUUAAUCACCAUCUCAAUGAUUAGUACGCAACCAAAGUGUUUCACUGUACCUCGGUGCAUGUGACAAUAAACUAAACUCAAACUAAAAGUUGUCUGUUGCUCUAUGAUGAUAUUUUUACCCAGGCUACAAGUUGCCACAAACAAGGAUGCCUCAUAACAUAAAUCAGUGAGUCCAAGUCGCUUUUGCAGGUGCAUCAUUUGAAAACACAUGAAUGUCUAACCCCUGUGCCAUGUAGCCUGUUGCCCUUGCCAGUGGCGGUGCUGAAUGGGCAGCAAGCAACCUUCCGUCUCACCUUAAGGUGUGAAAUUCUGAUUAGGGUGAUCCUGGAAUUCAUGACAAUAGUUAAUGCCAUUCCUGAGACCGUAAUUCCAUCUCCUAACACCACCCCUCCCCCCUCCCCCAUCCGCCAGACCACUGUUUAUGGCAGAGCCAGACUUUGCAACUUACUGUUUUUCUACCCCUGAGUUCAGCUUCCAAUCCCAAAUUGUGUCAAUCCCAAGUGUGUCUUCAUCCAUCUCUGUUACAUUGCUUGCCUUCACACGUGUCCCCGACAUUCUUUUACCAGCACUGUUCUUACCUCCAGUUUCAUCCUUUCCAAUGCGCUUGUUGCUUUUCUCUUACCUUCCAUCCAAAGCGGCAAAGCUGGUAGAGCUGCUGCCUCACAAUGCCAGAGACGCAGGUUUAAUCCUUACCUUGCGUGCCGUCUGUGUGGAGAUAAUACGUUCUCCCUGUGACUGCGUGUGGUUCCUCCAGGUGCUCCGUUUCCUCCCACAUCCCAAAGACUGGCGGGUAUGUAGAUUAAUUUGCCUCUGUAAAUUGUCCCCUUAUUUGUAAAGAUUGGGAAACAUGAAAGAGUGAUCAGUGGUGGGUGGGCCGAAGGGCCUGUUUCCACGCUGUAUCGCUACAUUAAACUAACUCUGCUGCCCACAUCCUCACUGAACAAAAGCCAUCAUCCAUGAAUAUUCUCGCUCUCCAUUUCCUUUUAUUGGAAAGGUCCUCAGAGCUAAUUAUUCAGCCAAAUCAUUGGCCAUCUGUCCUGUGUGGCUCAGUAUCACUUUUAUUUCAAUUAUUUAUUAGUCAUGAGAAACUUGACAGGGGUCCCAUGCAGCAGGUAUUGUGUUUCAUGGUGUUCAAAAUGUCAGCUUCUGACACCUUAAAAUUGCACUAAUUUGCACUCUUUUUUAUUUGCAAAAUGGACAUAAACAUAGAAUAUAAAACAUAGAAUAGAGUAGCACAGGAACAGGCCCUUUGGCCCAUAAUAUCUGUGCUAAGCUUGACACAAUUCUUAUCUAUCUGCACAUAUUCCAUAUCCCUCCAUUCCCUGCAUAUCCAUAUGCCUAACCAAAAGUCUAAAUGCCACUAGCAUAAAUUCUAGGAGCAGAAUGAGGCCAUUCGAUCCAUCAAGUCUACUCCACCAUUCAAUCUUGGCUGAUCUAUCUUUCCCUCUCAACCCCAUUCUCCUGCCUUCUCCCUAUAACCCCUGACCUGCUUCCACCAUCACUUCCCGACAGUGUAUUCCAAGCACUCACUACCAACGAUGUAAAAACAAAUCUUGCCCCGCACAUCUCCUUUAAACUUUACCCCUCUCAUCUUAAAAAUGUAUUGUGUAUGCUUUAGCAUAAAUAAUCCCAUUUUCACACCCAAGGGUGUUUCAUUUUAGCCAAUAUCAUCAGUGCAUGUGGUAUGGUUCCUCUCUGGUGCGAAAAGCUGAGCAAUCAACAUGUGCUCUGUCACUCAUUGUCAAACCACGAGCAAACACCGCACCAAGUCACCAACGGAGGUAGGACAUUAAUGUCUUUCUCCUUCAUUGCACCUGGCAGACUGAUCACAGAUGUUUUGGCUGAUCAGUUCACAAUGGUAUUUGCAAACAUUCAAACUCUCGGUAGAGCUGCUGCCUCACAGCGCCAGAGACCCAGGUUUGAGCCUGCUGUCUGUGCAGAGUUCACAUGUUCUUUCUGUGACAGCGUGGGUAUCCUCCGGGUUCUCCAGUAUCCUUGCACACUCCAAAGACGUGCAGGGUUGUAGGUUAAUUAGCUUCUAGUUCUAGUAAUUGGUUCCUAGUGUGGAGGAUGCGAAAAUGGGAUAAGAUAGAGCUAGUGUGAGGGUGAUCGAUGGUCGGCAUUAACUUGCUGGGCUGACGGACCUGUUUCCACACUGUAUCUUUCAACUGAACUAAACUAAAUUAAACUAAACUAAUCCAGAAGCUGUGGGGAUGGUGUUAUAAGUUGUAAAGCUAAGUGAUCAUAUUUGAGGAAAGAAUAGAUACAAAUGGACAAACUAAUGUUUCUCAUGUCUACCUUACUUUCAUAUGAAGUGGUCAGCUCUUUGUGCUUUCCUAUAUUUCUUCUCCCUGUUGUGAAGGAAAAGGAAAGACACUGGAACAGUGGUCUUCCACUCCUUUGGAAAUCACUUUGAAACAAAAUUGAGAAAAUGGUUACAGCGAAGAAGAAGAAUUGAAUAAUGCUCUCUUCCCUCUCCUGACACAGGCCUGUUGGCUUAGACCAACUGAGACCGAUUUUUUCAAUGCUUCCCACUGAUAAAGCAUUAAUAGUAUCAGUAUUAUCAGUUAGCUCUGGUGUUAGUCAACUUCUAAUGAGGAAUUUGAUUGUUGUGGCACUGGGCGGUUCAAGGCACAGUAUGCAUUUCAUUUUGGUGGAGAAUACAAUCCCUGGUUACCUUUAUAAUCCUUAUAUUCAACAAAAAAAAAACAUUUAGUGUACGUGGCUAAUAUAGACUUAAUGGACCAUUUGUAUGUGUGAAAGUUUUACUUUCCUUUUGCUGUGAUUGUUCCCCCAUCAGCUUGUCAACUUACGAAUUAUUGCUGAUUGCAGCUAUAACAACAGCAAAAGCCAGAAAUUAAUCAGUCCCUCAAUGAAUGAGCCAAAGCUUUUUGUUACUUCGUUUGUUUAUUUGUAAAUAUUUAUGAAUCAUCGGAUUAUUUAUUCAUGAAGAAAACUCCUUUUGUGAAGCACAUUGAGUGACAAUCAUUUUUUUUCCGGAAACCUCAGUAUUGUCCACAGAAUGAUAUUGUUAACUUUUUGUUUAUCUUGUAUCACAGUAAUUGAUUGUGCAAUAAAGAAUUAUCAGACCAG